Molecule: messenger RNA, 1073 nt
Organism: Thunnus maccoyii (southern bluefin tuna)
Lineage: Eukaryota; Metazoa; Chordata; Actinopteri; Scombriformes; Scombridae
Gene: rnasekb
Product: ribonuclease, RNase K b
Exons: 3
Coding region: 119-424 (101 amino acids)
Molecular function (GO): RNA endonuclease activity
Source: RefSeq, a predicted model, not a curated record
GAGUCAGUCUACAGAUCAGCUGACCGAGAGGCUCGAGCUGUCGAUGGAACAUUUCUCAGUUUCGUGAAUCUAAAGUAAAAUAUCAGUUUCUGAUUGAUCGAUCAGUCCGAACACAGACAUGCCGUCGCUCCUGUUCUGCGGGCCGAAGAUGGCCGCGUGCGGGAUCGUGAUCAGCAUCUGGGGCGUCAUCAUGCUGGCGAUGUUGGGAAUCUUCUUCAGCGCGAAGUCGGCCGUGCUGAUCGAAGACGUGCCGUUCACCGAGGAGGACAUCCGUAACGAUAAAAAUCCUCCUCAGAACAUCUACGCUCUGUACAACCAGGUCGGCAUCAACUGCUUCAUCGCCGCCGCCAUCUACGUGGCGGUGGGCGCCGUCUCGCUCUGCCAGGUCAGGCUCAACAAACGUCAGGAGUACAUGGUCACUUAGACGGCUACAGCGACGACAGAGCCUGACCUCUGACCUCUGACCCCCCCCACCCCCCCGCCCCGGACAUCAGCUGCUGGAGGACGUUACAACAUAAAGAUCUGCGUCACACUGGUAGUGAGGGGAGGAGGUCGGGCGUCACCUGAAUUUAUUUAUUUUAAAGUUAAGCCGUCGAUGUGUUUGUUGUUUGUCGUGAUGUUUGUUGUUGUUGUUGCAUCAUUCCUUUUGAACGGGUUAUUCAUGAAAGCGACCAAACGUUGGACCACUUCCUGCAUGCACACAUUUACUGAAUGACAUUUAAAUCAAUGAGGAAAAAUUAGAAAUAAAUAAACCUUCAGCUGAUGCAGCGAAAGCAAGAAUCAACAUAUCUCUAAUAUUUGAAGUUACACCUCCGCCGUCUGAACUGAAUCUGUUUUAUUCUCCAUCACUGCUUUAAAAUCUGUUUAUUUUCAAAGGAAGAAACACUUUUGUACCUGCUGAAGGUGUCGACGUGUCUCUUCCAUCAGGCUUCCUGCUGUUUCCUGAAGAAAGUGUUUACAUGCUGUUUGUCAUUAAUGCUACUGAGGAUCAAACUCGACGGUUGUUUUAUGUGACAAGAGUGUCAUGGUGGAUAAUCCUUUGCAAUAAAGUGUGUGUGUGUGUGUAAAUACUA